Oncorhynchus masou masou (cherry salmon) is the source of this 7322-nucleotide messenger RNA. Its product is annotated as endoribonuclease ZC3H12A-like. The transcript is spliced from 7 exons. Gene Ontology annotation, biological process: 3'-UTR-mediated mRNA destabilization. The record is from RefSeq and is a predicted model, not a curated record. NCBI's taxonomy places the organism in Eukaryota, Metazoa, Chordata, Actinopteri, Salmoniformes, Salmonidae. Gene Ontology annotation, cellular component: nucleus; cytoplasmic ribonucleoprotein granule. Gene Ontology annotation, molecular function: metal ion binding; RNA endonuclease activity; mRNA binding. Bases 720 to 2765 code for a protein of 681 amino acids.
AUUCAAGAAUUGAAUUUGACUUCUCGGCUAGGACUGAGAAAAUGUAGCUCUACAGUAACGUAGGCUGUAAUUUGAAAGUCAUUUGGGAGGACUUUAACAAGUUGGGGCCGUGGCCACACAGGAAUAAAGGAAGGACACUUUUGAGCACGAGAGAGGGAGGUGUUGCGGUUGCGAAGUCAUAACCAUAGCGUACAUACAUCAGAAAUGCAAAAUGUAUGGUCAUGGUGAAAAUGGAGCACCACGAAGAGGGAAACAAGUUGAAAGUUAAGAAUUUGGCAGUACUUCCGACCUCCACAUCUGGUUUCUUCACCUGUGGGAUCGUCUGAGACCAGCCAGCUGAUGAAACUGGGUUUGCACAACCGUAGAAUUUCUGCACAAACUGUCAGAAAUCGUCUCAGGGAAGCUCAUCUGCAUGUUUGUCGUCCUCAACAGGGUUUUGACCUGACUGCAGUUCGGCAUCGUAACCGACUUCAGUGGGCAAAUGCUCACCUUCUAUUGCCGCUGGCACGCUGGAGAAGUGUGCUCUUCAUGGAUGGAUCCCGGUUUCAACUGUACCGGUAGAUGGCAGACGUGUGGGCGAUUUACUGAUGUCAACGUUGUGAACAGAGUGCCCCAUUGUGCCGGUGGAGUUAUGGCAACCGUAUCAACAUGAAAAAUAGGCCAUAACCCUCCCAAGCUGAACAGCUGCACAGGAAAGCCCAGACUGACAGUAGUAGAAGAUGAACCAGGCCUUUCCCAGUCUCCAGACCUCAGCCACUGAGCUCCAACUCAGGGUGGACUUCUUCAGAAAGUUGGGCUACUCCCCCAUGGAGGUUCGGGCCGCCCUGCUGAAGCUAGGCCUGAGUACAGACACCAACUCUGUACUGGGGGAGUUGGUCCGUAGCGGAGCCAGCACUGGUACUUCUAACUCCACCAUUCCUGAGAGUGUUGAAGAUACUACUGGCCCCAAAAGCCACACAGGCUCCAGCAUGGCCUCCUCUAGGACCCAUGGCUCCCCAGGAGACAGACCAGUCUCAUUACUGGAAGACAGGAGGGACACAGACAGUGGACUGAAACCUAUCGUCAUUGAUGGCAGCAAUGUGGCCAUGAGUCAUGGUAACAAGGAAGUGUUCUCCUGUAAGGGAAUUGAGUUGGCAGUGAUCUAUUUCCUGGAUAGAGGUCACUCAACCGUCAUUGUGUUUGUACCCUCCUGGCGCAAGGAGCAGCCCAGGCCUGAUGUCCCCAUCACAGACCAACACAUUCUAAUGGAGCUAGAGAAGAAGAAGAUAGUUGUCUUCACGCCCUCGAGACGUGUCGGUGGUAAACGGGUGGUCUGCUACGACGACCGUUUUAUUGUGAAGCUGGCCUACGAGUCGGACGGCGUGAUCGUGUCUAACGACACCUAUAGGGACCUCCAGGGAGAGCGUCCGGAGUGGAAGCGCUGUAUCGAGGAGAGGCUGCUUAUGUACUCUUUCGUCAAUGACAAAUUCAUGCCCCCAGAUGACCCGCUUGGUCGUCAUGGUCCCAGUCUGGAGAACUUCCUGAGGAAGAAGCCUCUACUACCAGAACAUAAACGCCAACUCUGUCCUUAUGGUAAAAAGUGCACGUAUGGCGUAAAGUGUAAGUUCUACCACCCUGAGCGCACUCACCAAUCUCACUGCUCAUUGGCUGAUGAGCUCAGGGAGAAGGCAAGGCUCUCCUCAGUAAAAGAGGACCGGAAUCACACGACGUCACACCUGAGGGGCCCCCAGGCCGACCCGAGCCCCUUUCCCUCCUAUUCUCUGGAGAAUGACCUGGAGCACAGGCUGACGUUGGAGCAUCGCGGUUCCAUGAGGGAGGGUCCCAAUAGCCAGGUAACUGAGAACAUGUUUCUGUCCUGGGAUGGGCCACACUCCAGUAGGAACCAGCAGGCCCGCAGCCACACAGCAGUAGACCAAGGACAAAUGGACUGGCCCAAUAUGCCCAGUAUGUUCUCCCCCUACGCUACUACUGACCUCCCCUGUGCCAGCAUCUCCCAUGAGUGCAUGGACUCUGGUUUUGGCACCUAUGAGAGCCAGUACUCGGAUCUGUCCCAAGACCACAGCAAGGCCUUCAGUCCCAGGCAGCAACAGAAACAACAGGGUUCCAGACAUCCAGGCAUGCAUCCAGAGAGGCUGGCCCAGGACAGCCUACAGCCCUGCAGGUGUUGUUUCCAUUCGGCUCCCUUCACAGGUCCCCAGCAGCAGCACCACAGCAACCCACACCUCGAGUCCCAAUCCCAGCCAAGGUAUGACACCUACUCGCCUUCUCUGUUCCCACCCAACAUGCACCACUACAGCCUCCCCUGCAACUUCCAGCAAGGCAGGGUGGGGGCACAUAAUUUCCGCCCCCAUCAGCACCCCCAGAAGUACUGGUCAGACCCCUUACAUGGCGGGGUCCCCCAGGCUAGGGCAUCGUGUAGCCUCACCCCGAGCCCCCACCAUCACCCCCCAACCCCGCAUGGGGCCCCCCACUCAUGCUCCUCUUACAGGAAUCAGCAGGAACUCAACUCCUGGGCCCAGCCACCUUCUGCCUUUGACACAGACAGAGAGGAGCUCCAAAAGAAACUGAAGGCCAUCUUCAACCCCCACCAAGUAGAUACGGUCAUGGGGAUGUUCCCUCACCUGAUGGAUGCCCAGAAGCUGGCUGCAGAGAUCCUCAAUUUCAAAUCUGAUGGGGGGCCUUCUGAUGCCUCUAAGCAUCUUGUCUACGGGGUUCAUUCAGGGUUGAGAAGCUUACACAACUCUAACUUCCACAUAAAUAAUUAAUAGAUUUCAAUGGGAUACUUGUGUGAAAAUGUGCCUUGGGUAAUUAUUCUCUUGUUCUUUGCCUUUGUAAUAUCCUGUAACUGAUUGAAAGGGCAAUGUUUUAUUGUUGAUGUUGUCCUUCCUUAGCAGUCAUGUGCUUGCAUAGCUUAUGUUAAAUCCAUGACAGGUUGUGUGUGCACAGUUUGGGAGAAGUGUAGAGAAUUGGGAUGAAUCCUCUGUCGUGUUUAACUGGAUUAUUUGAAAUUUAUUGAAAGUUGUAUACAUUUAUAACAGUGUAGUCAAAUCUUGCCUCUAGACUCAAUACUACGGCAAAAGUGAAUCUAGAGUGUUUGACUGUUGAUGCAUAUUGUAUCUUCAUUUGGGAUAUACCGUAUGUGAUCUCUCGUUUGUCUGAAAUUCAGCUCUCAUGUAAUAAGAAAUAAUUGUCUCAAAUAAUGUCCUUGUCUGAAAUUACACCUUUUACUAUUAUGUUUUUUUAUAUUGUGGUUCUGAUGGCCAUAAUGUAUUUCCUGUCUCAUAGACCAAUAUAUUCCUUAUUCCAUCUCUUUAUGCAGUGUGGAAUACAAUGGUAUACAUUUUUUCAGUGUAUAAAGCUACGCCCAAAGAACCCCAAAUACUAUACAGUAUCCUUCUAACCAACAGAAUAAGUUGGAGAAGUUGCCAAAGAAACUGAAUUAAUGUUGGAAAAGCACCUUGUCAUUGUAACCUAUAAUUAAUUACAAUAGAGUUUGAGUGAUUUUAGUUUUCCUUCCAAAAUGUUUUUAAGUAUGUUAAAAAGCAGCUUUUCUGUGUUGGAAUGGUGUGGGUGUACCCCAACAACAGAAUGGUGUGGGCGUAUACCGGUAUAAAAAAAUAUUCAUGCGAAUAGACUGCUGAUUGGCCAGCUCAAGCUCAAUGACGAUGACCUCAUCCUCUAUGUGGAAAUGGCAAGCAUUUUUUAAACUGUCUGUUUUGAGUUUAAGGUUGUUGUUUUUUUUUGGUGUUUUCUCCAGUUUAUGCUUUGACCACAUAUGAGUCAACAACAUUUAUUUGCGUGUGAGUUAACUUAACUUCUUAUGGCUGGGGGCAGUAUUGAGUAGCUUGGAUGAAUAAGGUGCCCAGAGUAAACUGCCUGCUACUCAGUCCCAGUUGCUAAUAUAUGCUUAUUAUUUGUAAGUUUCUAAAACUGUUUGAAUGAUGUCUGUGAGUAUAACAGAACUCAUAUGGCAGGCAAAAACCUGAGAAAAAAAUCCAACCAGGAAAUGGGAAUUCUGAUUUUGGUCGUUUUUCAACUUAUUCCCUAUUGAAGAUACAGUGGGAUAGCAUGUUGCACUUCCUAAGGCUUCCACUAGAUGUCAUGCUUCGUGACUUUGGAUUUGUUUACAAAACGCGCUAACAAAAGUAGCUAUUUGGACAUGAAUUAUGGACAUAAUUGAACAAAACAAACAUUAAUUGUGGAACUGGGAUUCCUGGGAGUGCAUUCUGAUGAAGAUCAUCAAAGGUAAGUGAAUAUUUAUAAUGUUAUUUCUGACUUCUGUUGACUGCACAAUAUGGCAGAUAUCUUUUUGGCUUGUUUGGUCUCUGAGCGCCGUACUCAGAUUAUUGCAUGGUUUGCUUUUUCCUUAAAGCUUUUUUGAUAUUUUUUAUAUAAAUAUGAACUUUAUCGAACAAAACAUACAUGUAUUGUGUAACUUGAAUUCCUAUGAGUGUCAUCUGAUGAAGAUCAUCAAAGGUUAGUUAUUAAUUCUAUCUCUUUCUGAUUUUUGUGACUCCUCUCUUUGGCUGGAAAAAUGGCUGUGUUUUUCUGUGACUUGGCUCUGACCUAACAUAAUCGUUUGUGGUGCUUUCGCCGUAAAGCCUAUUUGAAAUCGGACACUGUGGUGGGAUUAACAAGAAGUGUAUCUUUAAAAUGUUGUGUAAUACUUCUAUGUUUGAGGAAUUUUAAUUUUGGGAUUUCUGUUGAUAUGACACUGGCUGUUGUCGUAUCGAUCCUGUUAGCGGGAUCUCAGCCCUAUUCAUUAACAGAAUAUAAACUUUUUAAAAGUGAGAUUUUCACUGGACAAUUACUUCAAUGUUUCUAUGAUAAUUGUCUGUCUUCGCUGUAUGCUGAUAGACAACACUUUGUAGCUUCUUUUUUAAGUGCCUAAACAUAGAAAAUGUAUAAUUCAAAUAUCAUGGACAUUUAGAGUAGAGUUCUUGAUCUAAACAAAUUGUUAAACUUUUUUAUUUUAAACCCAUUUUGGUAACUUUAUUUAACAGCACGGUAAGUACUAGCUAGAUAUUUAAAGUUAGAAUGUUGUUAUUAUUAUGCUAUCAUAUAGUAUUACCAGCUUCAUAUCAGGUUAAUGCAGUUAUAACCUCAUGGUACUUUAAAUAAUUGGCAGGGAACACUAGGCAUUUUAUUUCUCAGCCAUUUUUAUGUAUUUUUAGAGUAGACUACUACUUUGUUUCUUCUGACUACAAAUAGCUACUAUACCAAAUAGUACAAUGUGUUGCCAAGUAUUUACCAGUACCUAGUACUUACCCGACUGUAAUAAAGGGUUACUCACUCAUUUUAUAUUAAUUUAUAUACCACUUAAACACUGACUUUUGAAUGUUGGGGAAUCAUAUUACACUAAAAUGAAAGUUUUGAAAUAUACCUGUGUCUGUAUUUUCUAAUGUCAUGUCUCUGUAUUUUGUCUCAAGCUACUGUACUAUGAUAUGGCACUUUCAUUGUUUUAGUGCCUCAGAGCGUAGAUAGUCAUAUGCUCCAUGAUGAUCUGAUGAUGACCAUAGCUCAGGGCUCUCCAACCCUGUUCCUGGAGAGCCACCCUCAUGUAGGUUUCAGCGAGAUGAAAUUCUUGCUACAAAGUCGACAGAAACCACAUACCAAUUUUGUUAGUGACAACUUUCCCAGAUUAUUCCAUUAUCGCUAGACAACACUAGCUAAUACCUGUCUAGCAGCUAGCCACGGCACGUUUGUUAGCUAGCUUGCUCUUUGAAGUUGUUUCCAUCCAAAAUAUUAACAAGGCGAGACUAUCUUAACUCCUCCCCCACAUUUACUGGAUUGGUUGAACAGUGCAAAAUAGAACGUCUCCCAACAGUUUUUUUUCUCUCGUCAUGACCCGAAUGUGGGGUGUCCCACUCAGGCGUUUAUUUUACACCUGCUACGAUAGGUUAGCUAAAUAACAUUUAAAUAUGACAUGUAGAUAUUUUAGACAUGUUGUGAUGGCAUAUUGGAAGAACAUUCUGUCCCUGUCAUUCUGUAAAUGGGUCCACAGUGUAACAAAGAAUCUUCAUUUAAUUGAAUGUCAUACAGUUAACUUAAAGUGUAAAUCCACAAACAAAAAUGAUUAGCCAUGUUCAUUAUGGUGCUAAACAGGAGGUUAAAAUGUGGGGUGAGACCUAGAUUCAAUCAGAUCAAGCAUUAACCGGCAACAGCCGACAUCCGCAUGCAUAGCUGACAUUUUGGAGGUGUCAGGGGUGUAACUGCAUUGUCAGGAAGCCACAAAUGCUCCACUCUUGUUAGAAGUUCAGAAUGAGAAAGUGUAGGCUAAAUAGAAAUCUUCAUUAUUUAGUUUAAUGAUUUUCUAUCAGCCUAAUUGAGGCGUAGAUUACAUAUCACAUUCCAUUGUUCGAACUUGUAAACCAGGCUGCAUGGGAUUUCUCUUAAUGCGACUCAGUGCAACCAAUGGCAAUGUCCGCUUUAGGUAUAAUGCCAGAAGCCGCUUGUGGAUUUUACACCUCUAACACAGUUCCACCUUUGACACCGCCAAAACAACCGCUAUGCAGAUGUCCGCUAAAGCAGAUCUGAUUGAAUAGAGCCUUAAGUGUCCUUUGAAGGGGCAAUCAGCAGUUGAAACAAUAACAAAGCAUGCUCCCAGCCCCUGUUUCGAUAAAAAGCUGAGCAAUGGGGCUGGAGAAAUAUAACCCCACUCAAAUUCAGAGAAAGAGCUAUGGAUGCAAGGACUGACCAUCCAUGAUAUCAAAUGAUAGCUUCAACCAUGUUUUGAGGCUAUAUAGUGUUUGUUUACAUUGACUUCGUUUACAAACAUUAGAGUAAAAUAAUAAUUUCUUUUGGGUUCUGAUGGGGUACUACAGUUGAACUGAUGAGGUAUUAAUAAAUUAUAUUAUUCAAGCAUCAAUGGGUGUAUAUAUCAGUAAUUUAUAAAUCCAGAAAUGGAUGUAGCAAGAUUGGGCUUAGACUCAAGCCAGAUUUGAUGAAGCUAGUUAUUGAAUAUGCCAAGCUAACAAAUAUCAUGCUCAGCCUUCUUAUUGAGUAUACCAAGCUAACAUGUAUCAUGAUCAGCCUCCUCACUCUAUCCCAUACACACACCCUAUAUUCCUUGAAAAUCCAGCAUAGGUUUUCAAAUCUGACCUUUGUGCGACUGACUCGCAUUGCAAGCUUUAUCAAAACACACAAGCUGAAUUCCAGACAGUUUUCUCUGUUUUAAGCCGGUGACAUGCAGCCUCAGAUCUUGUGCGUGCAGACCCAACUCCCAAGACCUAUGAGUUUCCCUUUGCCCUGUAUUUUAAGGAAUGCUAUUGCAGGUACUUGAAAACCUCCCACUAAUAUUCCCCUGUCAGAUCUGUACUGGU